This is a messenger RNA of Sturnus vulgaris (Common starling), 2904 nucleotides long. RefSeq names its product Rho GTPase activating protein 27 (gene ARHGAP27). The record is from RefSeq and is a predicted model, not a curated record. Gene Ontology annotation, molecular function: protein binding. Gene Ontology annotation, cellular component: cytoplasm. Gene Ontology annotation, biological process: regulation of GTPase activity; signal transduction. NCBI's taxonomy places the organism in Eukaryota, Metazoa, Chordata, Aves, Passeriformes, Sturnidae.
AUGGAGGCGGCGGAGCCGGCGGAGGAGGCGCUGGUGCUGGUGGAGUACGGCUUCGAGUACCGCGCCAAGGACGGCACCUUGGUCUCCAUCAAACCCAACGAGCGCUAUGUCCUGCUCAAACGCACCAACCCUCACUGGUGGCACGUCCGCAGGAGCGGGGACGCCCGACCCUUCUACAUCCCGGCCCAGUACGUCAAGGAGCUGCCGCCCAUCGCCGCCCCAGCCCCGCUUGACCCCCCUCCAUCGGGACAUGCUGCGACAGAACCGGCCACGCUCGUCCCUCAGCCCCCGCCAGCGUACGAGUAUCGGUUCAUCGGCGCCGCCGAGCUGGAGGAGCCGGCAGGAGAGUGCCCCGUGCCCCGCACGGACACGGUGCCCGAGAGGGACUCGGUGCCCAGGAGGGACUCGGUGCUCCAGAGGGUCUCGGAGCCCAGGAAGGACUCGAUGCCCAGGAGGGAUUCGGAGCCCAGGAGGGACUCGGUGCUCCAGAGGGUCUCGGAGCCCAGGAGGGACGCACCGCCAUCACUCAGCUCUUUUCGGGUCCUCCCGGGGCUGACCCCGCACUCUGCUGAGCCUGUGAGACCUUCUCACUCCCUGGACGACCUGGCGCGGGUGACAGCAGCACCACGCAGUGCCGCUGCCAUGGGGGCACGGGGGAACACCCCAGGACACGCUCGGCCGCUCGGGAAGAGCCGCUCCGAGACCCUCUGCGCCUCCGGCAAGGAUAGGGACAUGGCCAGGAGGUGGCCGGGGGCCGGCCCCACCUCUCAGGUACACAAGGAGUCAGAGGAAACACCUGAUCCCAUCUACCUCAAUAUCCAGGAGCUGCGGGAAGAGGCCAGCGCUGCCAGCUCGGCCCCAGAGGAGCGUGGAGGCUCCGUAUCAGAGUGGGAAACCCACACAGACACGGACAGUGGACAUUUGUUUUAUUAUAACCCAGUGACGGGUGAGACCACGUGGGAUUGUCCCUUCGGGCAGGCGGCCGAUGGAGUGAGUCCUGCCGCCUCUCCCACCUCCUCACUCGCACACAGCCCGGAGCUUCCCGAGUGGGAACAGCACGUGGAUGAAGGAAGCGGACAGACUUUUUUCUAUAAUUCGGUGACAGGUGAGACGUCGUGGGACCCCCCCACUGCGAGAGACACAGGCAGCCGCCAGGAGAUGUACCCUGGGGGGACGUGGUACGGUCCCAUGGAGCAGAGGCCACCCACUCCAGAAACGGAUUAUCCCGACCUGUCUCCAGAUGAGCUGGAGUGUUAUCCCGAGGAGGACUAUUCACCCAUGGGCUCAUACGAUCAGGGGGCCUCUCUUUGCCUGUCCCCAAGGCAUCCCGAGGAACUGGGGUCACCCCCGGGCUGGUACGGGCACAGCCACCCCGAGGGAAUCACGUUCUACCCCGAGCACUUUGCCUCUGACACGGUGCCAUCGGGCGGCCGCCAUGAGCGAGCCAGCAGCAGCUCCAGCCAGGACAGCGGGCUCUUCGCCUGGCAUGGCGCCAUGUCACCAGCACCGGGCAGCAAGGAGGAGAAGGGGGGCACCCAGCCUGCCCUUACCCCAGCACCAGGGACAGCAAGGGGCAAAUUUGACCCCCCCACCUUUACUUUCCAGUUUAAAAGCCUUGAAAAAGCCGGGGUGCUUAACCGGACCAAGACAGUGGACAGAGGGAAGCGGCUCCGGAAGAACUGGAGCUCCUCCUGGACAGUGCUGGAAGGAGGAAUCCUCACUUUCUUCAAGGACUCCAAGCAUUCAGCUGCCAGUGCCUUGAGGCACCCUGGCACCCUGACCACCCCUGAGCACACAGUGGAGCUGCGCGGGGCCACCCUCACCUGGGCUGGCAGGGACAAGUCCAGCAAGAAGAAUGUCCUGGAGCUGAGGACGCGGGAGGGCUCGGAAUUCCUCAUCCAGCACGACUCGGAGCAGAUCAUCACCGCCUGGCACAGGGCCAUCGCCGACAGCAUCGGCCGGAGGGGCUCCGACAUCCCCGGAGAGGAGGAGGCGGAAAUUCGGGCUGAAUUCGGCUCCCGGGAGAAGCUGGCGGGCGGCGAGGAGAGGAGGGCAGCGGCCGGGCAGGUGACAGGCAGUGCCGAGAGUGACACCAGCAGAGUCCGGAACAAACUCCGCAAGUUCCUGCAAAGGCGGCCGACGCUGCAAUCCCUGCGGGAGAGGGGCUACAUCAAGGACCAGGUUUUUGGCUGCUCGCUGCUGGCGCUGUGUGAGCGGGAACGGGGGACGGUGCCACACUUCGUCCUGCAGUGCAUCUGGACUGUGGAGAGGAGAGGUCUGGACAUUGAUGGGCUGUACCGGGUCAGUGGCAACCUGGCCACCAUCCAGAAACUGCGCUACAAGGUGGAGCACGAUGAGCAGCUGGACCUGGAUGACGGGCGCUGGGAGGACAUCCACGUUGUCACCGGGGCUCUGAAGCUCUUCCUGAGGGAGCUGCCAGAGCCGCUCAUCCCCUUCAGCCACUUCGACAAGUUCAUCGCUGCCAUCAAGAUCCAAGACCCAUCCCUGCGGGGCCGCUGCAUCCGGGACCUGGUGCUGUCCCUGCCACCCGCCCACCAUGACACCAUGAAGGUCCUUUUCCGCCACCUCUGCAGGGUGGUGGAGCACAAGGAGGAGAACCGCAUGUCAGUGCAGAGCGUCGCCAUUGUCUUUGGCCCCACGCUGCUGCGGCCGGCCAGCGAGGAGAGCAACAUGGCCAUGCACAUGGUCUUCCAGAACCAGGUGGUGGAGCACAUCCUCAACCACUAUGGAUACAUCUUCCCCGAGGGAUAAACCCUGGGGACACAUGAGGGGACAAGCCCAGCAGCAGGGAUUUGAUGGAGCAGUGUCUCCAGGAAGGACUUGGCCAUGUGUCACCUUGGUGGUGGCUGCAUGAAGGGCAGCACGGUGACCCGGCUCAAGGGA